Drosophila eugracilis is the source of this 851-nucleotide messenger RNA. RefSeq lists its product as uncharacterized. The record is from RefSeq and is a predicted model, not a curated record. Bases 1 to 672 code for a protein of 223 amino acids. NCBI's taxonomy places the organism in Eukaryota, Metazoa, Arthropoda, Insecta, Diptera, Drosophilidae. The transcript has 2 exons.
AUGAAUCUCAGGAUGAAUAAUCAGUGUGAAAAUAAUGAUACGGGAUCUUCAGUGGCCGAGGGUGCCACCACAUUGUCGAAUGGCUUAUCUGCUACAGCUCCUUCUGGUGACCAGACGGUAGGAAGUUCUUCUUCUACAGUAGUUUUGCUCAACGAUGAUGAAUCUAAAGAUGUUGUACCGAAGGGUAAAGCUUUUAACGGCGGUGGGUCAACAAAUGAGGUGCCUAAAGAUGAUUCUAACGGUGAUGAUUUCAAAGAUGUUCUACCAAAGAGUGACGCUUCUAAUGGGCCUACAGUGGCGGUGCCCAUCGACAAUGAUUCUAACGUUGGUGGUUCCAAAGACAUUUCUCCUAAGGGUAAUGCUUCUGACGGCGAUGUACUGAGGACUGAUGGUUCUAAGACUAGUGGAUCUGAAAGUGGCGACGACGAAGCAGGGAAAACUACAGCCAAGCCAAGCAGCGGGGAAGGGGUUUCGCGCAGUACCCAAAACCAAACUGGAAAUUACAAUCCGGACUCGGAACCUUCACCAGCGAAAAAGACCCGUCAAGAUCUCCCACCUGGAGCUAUUGAACUGUUUAUAAAGAGCCUAGCAGAAGAAAUAAAACGCGGUGAUAAAGCUCAAGCUGACAAUGGGGAGGAUGUACCUCAGAUUGAAGUCGAUCAACGCGAGUAAGGAGAAUUCGUGUAAGAUCAGAAGGAGAGUGAUUAUCGCGAACCAUAAAAACCCGAUUAAGGGGCUCGAAAUCAACUAUGUAUGUCUCAGAAUAUUAAAUUAAAUGAAAUUGAAUAUAAUAUUGUUGGUUCCGAAUAAUUCAGAAAACAUACAAAGCAAACAUAAAAUAUACAUGUUCU